Epinephelus moara (kelp grouper) is the source of this 928-nucleotide messenger RNA. Its product is annotated as transmembrane protein 50B-like. NCBI's taxonomy places the organism in Eukaryota, Metazoa, Chordata, Actinopteri, Perciformes, Serranidae. The transcript has 5 exons. The record is from RefSeq and is a predicted model, not a curated record. Gene Ontology annotation, biological process: protein targeting to vacuole; late endosome to vacuole transport via multivesicular body sorting pathway. Bases 242 to 634 code for a protein of 130 amino acids.
AAGAAGAACAACAACAACAACAACAACAACAAUCUUCUUAAUGGAAACUGAAAGCAUCCGGGCUCUCAACAAGGCAACUUUGACAGAGUCACUGAUCUCAGUGAGAAGCAGAGCAGCUUGCAGUCUUUGAAGAACAGCAGGUGAAGCAGGUGGUGACACAUACAGAGUCAGGAAGAGGACUAAUUCACCUGUGCAGAGAAGGAUCAGAGAAAAAAGGAGGAGGACACGAAGAGGGCUGCAGAUGGCUGGCUUUCUGGAUAACUUCCGCUGGCCAGAUUGCGAAUGCAUUGACUGGGGGGAGAGGAGGAAUGCUGUGGCUUCUAUUGUCUCUGGAGUUCUGUUCUUCACAGGCUGGUGGAUCAUAAUUGAUGCAGCAGUGACAUAUCCAUCCCAGGAGCAGAUGAACCAUGCGUUCCACACGUGUGGCGUCUUCUCCACCAUAGCAUUCUUCAUGAUAAAUGCAGUUUCUAAUGGCCAGGUGAGAGGAGAUACAUAUGGAGAGGGCUGCCUUGGCAGGACAGGAGCUCGUCUUUGGCUGUUUAUCGGCUUCAUGAUGAUGUUUGGCUCCCUCAUCGCCUCCAUCUGGAUCCUGUUCGGUGCAUAUGUGGUGCCAAGUGAGUGUUCCUUCACUUGAACAGCACAUUUUCUUACUGUCUCAUUAUUCUGUCUUCACCACUUCCUAUUGCCCCUGCUGCUUGUCUUGUUGUACUUCCAUUCAUACUGGUGUACUGCAAUGCUUUGUCUUUCAAGUAACUUCAUCUUUCUGGAUGAUUCUAUCAAUAUCAGUCAUGCAAUGAUUAUACUGUAUGUAUAUAUUUUAAUACUUAACUUUUUGUCACAUCAGUGAAUAUUCAUAUUGGUUUCUUAAUAUGGUCUUACAAAAGACUAAUUAGCCAAUUCAGCACAAAGACAGACAACGAGAUAACUA